AUGGCGCUGCCUCAAAACCAAUGUGAGCCUACCGAAGUUCAAAUCUAUCCUCCUCGGCCUCUAAUCGCGGUCCCUCCAAUUCCAGCUGCGCUGUUGGGGCACCAGGUCGGCAUCUUCCCAGCUUACAUCACGGUCCAGACAGAGACCCUCACCGUCAGAGAAAAGCUAGGGUCAUACAACGGCGGUGAAUUAGAGGUUCAACAUGUCAAUGGUCUGCCUAUCCUCAAGGUUGAGUGGAAGGUGAUGAGCAUCUCUGGACGCAAGAUGGUCUAUGACAUGAGAUGCAACCAUCUUUUUUCCAUCGUCAGGAGGCAUCUCCAUUUCCGUACCAGGUAUGUUGUAGAAGACCCUCAAGGAAGGGAACUUAUGAAUGUGAGGAGCAGCUUCGGGCUUUUCUGUUCUAAAGCCACAGCUACCUUCAAUUCGCUCGACGGUUCAGCAGAGGUUCUUGAGAUGAAAGGUUGCUGGCGCGACUAUAGUGCUUGCAUCGUUGACACGAUCUCGGGCAACGUGGUGGCACGUAUCAGCCGCACAAUUAGCAGCCGGGAUUUGCUAUUUGGCCAACAAACAUACGCGCUCGAAGUUAUGCCCCGUGUUGAUAUGGCUCUCAUCGUAGCAAUUUGCAUUUGCUUUGAUGAGAGAAACAAUGAGAACAGGGCUGGUUGAAAGGACUUGAUUAAGAAUAUUUGUGAUACCCAGAGGACUGCACGAUGGAUCGAAUGAGUGGUGCUCGGGACUGACCGCGACCUGUGUUGAGAGUCAGCAUUGCCAAGCGUAACUUUCAUAUCCUAGGAUGUGGAAACGAGAUUGAGCAAUUGUUUUGCUGGCCAUGCUCAAAGGUUCAACAUAGGUAGUGAUAGAGACUAAGUCCCACACACGCGCCUG
Molecule: messenger RNA, 885 nt
Organism: Fusarium verticillioides 7600
Lineage: Eukaryota; Fungi; Ascomycota; Sordariomycetes; Hypocreales; Nectriaceae
Exons: 2
Coding region: 1-666 (221 amino acids)
Source: RefSeq, a predicted model, not a curated record